This is a messenger RNA of Achroia grisella, 1958 nucleotides long. RefSeq names its product calphotin-like. The record is from RefSeq and is a predicted model, not a curated record. The coding region runs from base 1266 to 1862 and encodes 198 amino acids. Lineage: Eukaryota; Metazoa; Arthropoda; Insecta; Lepidoptera; Pyralidae. The transcript has a single exon.
AACGUCACCACGGAAACUGAGGAAACAGUUCCUCGGUUCAGGUUACAUCGAACGAUAGUAUGGCUUGUAAAUAAGUAGUGAAUAAAGAUUAAAAUAAUAAGUCGGUACUUUUUCAAUAAUCACUUAAUAUAUCAAUAAUAGCGUUAAAUUACCAUUGGAUAUAUGUACCUACAUUUAAAAACAAAACAAAGUAAUAUUAUCUCAAGAAAAUUCACAUAGCACCAUUUAGUCCCAAGCUAAGCAGAACUUGUGUUAUGGGUACUAGAUAAUUCAUAUGACUACUACCUAACUAGACACAUUUUUUUAUAAAUACAUUCAUAAUAUACAUAGAAAACGCCUAAACCUAUAAAAAAAUCAUAUUCAUGAAUACAAUUGUUUGUACCGUGCAAGGAAUAGCAUCGUCCGCCCGCGCAUCAAUAGCCCGCGACCAUCUGAAGUUAGGCGGUGUGCUACCAUCGCCGUCAAAUUAUAUUGACACAUCUUUCUUUUAUGGAUUAGAAACAGAUUCAAUACAAACAGAUAUACUCAUGAAUACCAAUUUUUGUACUAUAUGGGUUUCAAACUCACAACCAAGUCAUACAUUAAAUAUUAAAUUUGUUAAAUAUCUGUCAAUCAUAACAAAAUACCUGAAGCUGAUUAGAAUUACUAUUCGUAACAAUAUAUAAUUUAAAAUAUGCCGAUCGGAAGAAACAUAUCAUAACGUUACAACUAUUUCAUUUACAUAAGUAUUUUACAUAAUAAUUCCUCUAAACUAGUUGAGCAUGUAUUCUGCUUAUUAUUUUUAUUUGUUUUUAAAAUGUAAAACUAUGAAUUAUUUAAUUUAUGUAAUGAAAUAGUGACAGGAUUUGUAAUUAUUUUGUAAGUUUCAACUGCUAUUUUAAUGAACCAUCUAAGGGAUGGCAAUGCGCAGGUGACACUCCUGUUUCAGGCGGCAUAACCGUUUACCGUAAGAUGGGGUGUAUGCUUGAUCAUCGUAGUAUAAAUAAAAAUUAUAAUUUAAAUCUAAUAAUAAUUUAUAUAUACAUCAAAUCAGAGGUAGGUAGAGGUACGUUCCUUCCUAUCUUAUUAGACUGAUAGAUAGUAUGUUGCAAAUUAAUAUAGAUAUUGCAUGAUCCAUCUCAGCUGAAUAUUUGAUACUCAAGACUUGUUGAACUUGAAUUUAUGGAAACCACUUCAGUAAACAGUAUAAAUACACACAAAAUCAGCUUUGGGCAUUAGUUACUCUUAUUCGCUUAUCGUUGAUACCAGAAUCAUCACAGACCACGAUGAACUCGUUGGUGGUGUUAUUCUCCGUAGUGGCUUUGGCCGCAGCCAAGCCCUCAGGACUGCUGAAUGCCGGAGUGAUUUCGUAUGGUGCACCUGCUGUCGCCACUUUACCAGUUGCCGUUUCGCAGCAGUCUCGGAUUGACAUCAACUCUCCUCCUACCAUUAUCAGUACUGUGCCAGCCGCUACGCCUUUAACAAUUGGAGCAGCACCGUUAACGGCAGCUGCUAUUGCACCAACUCUCAUCAGAAGCUCACCCAUCGCUACGCCAGUUAUAGCUCCAGGUGUCUUGGGAACUUCUGCUAUCGCCUCUCCAGCCCUAGUCGGCCCAGCUCUAGCACCUGGAAUUCCGCUCGGAGCCUCUCAAGUGAUCGCUGCGGGUGCUCUUCCUUUACAAGCUAGUACGCUGGCCGGUGCCCAUCUAAUUCGUAAACGUUCUGCUCCCUUGUUAACAUCCCCCAUUAUAUCUACUGGCCCUGUUGUGUCUACCUAUAGUGCAACUCCCGUUAUCUCCACAUUACCAGCUGGUCCCAUCGUCUCACCAAUCGGUAUCUCGCCACUAGCCCUCUCAUCUCCUCUUAUUGCUAGAGCUUGGUAGGAAAUUUUACGGAAACGGGAGUAAUUCCCGUUUUGAUAUAUAAAUUCAAAUUAAAGGACGCUAGUAACAAAUUUUAAAUAAAAUUAUUAUUACUUA